Molecule: messenger RNA, 1620 nt
Organism: Mytilinidion resinicola
Lineage: Eukaryota; Fungi; Ascomycota; Dothideomycetes; Mytilinidiales; Mytilinidiaceae
Exons: 1
Coding region: 218-1393 (391 amino acids)
Source: RefSeq, a predicted model, not a curated record
CAGACCACCUCCAGCAUACAACCAAUAGCGAACCUGAGACUGCUGCUGCUAGGAAAUCCUUACUAGUAGACGCUGUUUAGAGUAGCCCGACGACUUUACAUCUCGUCUCGGGGGAAGAUCUCUGCCGCCUACGCAACCACCUCGCAGGCAGCUAGGCGCGGCACCGCCGUCCACGACCUUAUCUAACACCGGCCAUAUUGAGGCUGUCUGCUUCGCCAUGGCGAGAACGAAGAAAUCGAUGUCGAAAAAGAAGAGGGGUGUCUCACUUCGCGAGAUCACGAAGAAGUUGCAUGCUAUGAAGAAACUCAGCCCUAGAGUUGCAAAGACCUCGAAAUCCGCUCAGGCCACGACGCCGAAGAAGACCACAGCGAAAAAGGAACCCCGUGUAUCAGACCACAAGACGCCAAAAACCAAGAAGCCACACACCCCCAAAACCCUCAGAACCCUCAGAACCAAAGUCGCCAAGACCUCGAAACCCGCUCAAACUCCCAACUCCCCCGGCACCAGCUUCAUGAACCUCUCGGGCGAGCUGCGCAACAUGAUCUACGACCACGCCCUCGUCUACCCCUCCAAGGUCCAGGUGAGCUGGGGCACGACCAAGAAGCCGCGGAGCCACCACGUCGCCCGCGGCGGCGCGUACCGGCCCCCGACCGGCGUGCCCGCGCUGCUCCAAGUGUGCCGCCAGGUCCGGCAGGAAGGGCUCUCCAUCUUCUACAGCGCGAACACGUUCGCGUUCCACGAGGACCACGACGUGCGCGCGCGCGACCCCCGCUUCGACAUCCGCAUGAUCGGCAGCGUGUGGUACGUGUGCACGCGGCCGACGACGUGGCGCUUCGAGCGGUGGCUGACCAGCCUCGGGGACAACGUGCGGUGGCUGCGGCACAUCCACCUGUGCUUCCACACGCGGGAGGCCAAGGGGCUGCGGGUCCGCUACCAGGGGGAUUUCUUCCCGUGGGUCAAGUUCGCGGCGCAGCAUCCUGAGGCGGACGUCGUGGUCGCGUCGGGCGAGAACGAUGUGCACCAUUGCUGCGGCUGCUAUUACGCGGACCGCCCGGGAGAGGUGGCGAAGCUGGCGGAGAAGUUCCCCGUCUUGCGCGAGCCGGCGUGGGUGGAGGAAAUUCGGGCGGGGAAUAUCAGGGGUUUCGUGGGGGAGACGGUUACGAUGGGCGGCCUGAGGACUAUACAGGCACAGGGGCCGUGGGAGGUUCAGGUUAAGGAGAUCACGUAUAGCGAGCAGGUGAGAGAGGCUAUGGAUGAAGACGAUUGGCAGGAGGUUUGCGAGAAACUGAGCUUGUCGCACAGCUUCACGUUGGUGCGGAAGAGUGCGAAAGGGAAGGGUAACUUUGGCAUGAUUGUCGAGGCUAAGCCGGAGGUAAUCGUGUUGGACGACUGAUGGCUCCGGGCUAGGAGAGAUUUUUUAAAGGCUUUGCACUUGUUUUGGCGUAUCAAGGAUGCAGGUGUCUAAUUUGGGUCUUUGGAGGCUAGUUUCGAGUGGUUAAAACUCUUAGUAAGAAUAUUUUGCGACCUUUUUUGGUUGGCUACAACUCUCAGUGUCGCUCAGCGACCCCUUAAAGAUCAAGAGAUAUCCAUACCGUUCUUCAUGCGGUAAUAAUAGUGGUA